This is a messenger RNA of Phytophthora sojae, 639 nucleotides long. RefSeq lists its product as hypothetical. NCBI's taxonomy places the organism in Eukaryota, Oomycota, Peronosporomycetes, Peronosporales, Peronosporaceae. The transcript is spliced from 3 exons. The record is from RefSeq and is a predicted model, not a curated record. Bases 1 to 639 code for a protein of 212 amino acids.
AUGAGUAAGUCGGACGAGCGAAGUAUUGCAGCGAAGCGAGAGUUCUCGAAGCUCGAGCUCGAGCUGGUCCAGACGGCGAACGCCACACUCAAGUUCCUCAAACGCUUCAUCAAGGAUGAGAUCCAAGAAGUAAAGAAGAACGCUUCGGACCUGCGCUACCUCGCUACGCGGAUUCGCCGGACCAAGCAAUCAUCGGGAUCAGAGGUCAACGCUGCUCGAAUGUGCAUGAACCAAACCGCGGAGGCCAUGAUCGACUUGAUACGAGCAGCUCGAGUCUACGACCACAACUACGCCUCAAGGACGACUCCAGUUGACGACGACAGCGGCAGCAUGGAGAUGGAGGCCAAACUGUUUGGCAGGACCCACCACUACGAGAACAGCGAGUCGAUGGAAGAUUUGUUCCGUUCCAGUAGCAGUGAGUUCAAAGUGCGCGUGACGGAGGAAUCUGCCAAGACACCUGAUACAGUGGAGGCGGUCGUGAGAUUGACGCUGCGCUCGAGUUUCGGCGGGUUGAACGCGCUGAGAAGUCAAAUUGCCACCACGGAGAAAGCGUUGGCACCUAGCGAGCCAACGAGGCGUCGAGAACAAGCUAUCUGGGCGAUCGAAGCUCAGACCAAGACACGGGACAGCCAUGCUUAA